Molecule: messenger RNA, 1611 nt
Organism: Rotaria sp. Silwood2
Lineage: Eukaryota; Metazoa; Rotifera; Eurotatoria; Philodinida; Philodinidae
Source: the annotation of a GenBank genome assembly
AUGGCAACAAAUGGUAGCAAUACUCCAACUGGAAUUCAAAAUCGAAGUUUUCCUGAUCUAACAAAAGUCAAUAUACGUGGACGCGCUGAAUUACUUGGUCCUCGAAAUAGUUUAUAUAAAUCAGCCUAUAGCAAUAGUUCAAGAAAUGGAGAAAUAAAUAUCAAUGAAAAAUUCGUUCGUGCAUGUGAAAAUGGAGAUUAUAGUACAGUACAUCAAAUUCUUCGUGACAAUCCUAAAUUUAAUAUUGAUGUUACCAAUCAAUUAGGUCGUACAGCAAUGCAAUUAGCUAUUGAAAAUGAACACCUUGAAGUUGUUACACAUUUAUUAUCUCAAUGUGAUGGGCAAAAAAUGCGUGAAGCUAUUUUAUUAGCUAUUUAUCUUGGUCAUGUACAAAUAGCUGAAGCAUGUUUACGUCAUCCAAAAUUUAAAAUAUUAUCUGAACGAAGAGCUAUCACGGCUGAUGAAGAAGCAUUUUGGCAUACACCAUCAUCAGAUGAUGCACAAUUUUCACCUGAUAUAACACCAUUAAUAUUGGCAGCACAAUACAAUCGAACUGAAAUAGUUCAAUUACUCUUACUUGGUGGUGAUCGUAUAACAAAACCACAUGAUUAUCAUUGUAAAUGUUUACAAUGUCAUCAUAAAUUCAAAUUUGAUUCAUUACGUCAUGCACAAUCACGUUUAAAUGCAUAUCGUGGUUUAGCAAGUGAAAGUUAUAUUAGUUUAGUGUCAGUUGAUCCAAUAUUAACAGCAUUUGAACUUGGCCGAGAAUUAAGAGAUUUAUCAGCAAAAGAAAAAUAUUUUAAAAAUGAAUAUAUGAAUUUAGCUGAUCAAUUAAGUGCAUAUGCUGUGAAAUUACUUGAUAAAGUUCGUGGCCAUAGAGAACUUGAUUGUGUUUUAGGAAAAACUGGGAAAGAAUCAGAAGAAAAAUACUUACUUUUAGCUAGACUCUAUUUGGCAAUUAAAUAUGCAGAAAAACCAUUCGUUGCUCAUUCAAAUUGUCAACAAAAAUUAGUUGAAAUCUGGCAUAGUCAAAUACGUAAUUUAUUCAAAUUAAAUCCUUUACUUAUUCUAUUAUUAAUUAUUUUAUAUAUAUUUAUUUUACCAUUUGCCUGUGUAAUUUAUAUCUUAACUUCAUGGUCAAAUUACACCAACAAACUUCAACGAUUUCUUCAACAACCAUGUAUAAAAUUUAUUGGUCAUAUAAUAUCAUAUGCAAUAUUUAUUGUUUUAAUUAUUGUUUCAAGUCUUUUAUUUGCUAGUGAAUUAAAAAAACAAUCAACACACUUAAGCCAUUAUAAAAAUAUAUCAUUUGCAUUGAAUCAAUCACUAACAAAUGCAAAAGAUUUGUCUGCUACAGGAGGAGAUUGUGAUAUAUAUCCAAACGAUGAUCUCGUCUUUCGAGCUCAUAAACCAACAUGGAUUGAUAUAACAAUUUCAGUUUUUGUUGUUGGUUUUCUUUGGCAUGAAAUUAAACAAGCAUAUAAUGAUGGUCUUCAAGAUUAUUUUCUUUCAUGGAAUAAUAUUGUUGAUUCAUGUAUGAAUAUAUUAUAUUUAUCAUCAUUUGCACUUAAAUAUUAUGUGAUUUAUCAGGUAAGAAAUAAUUUAAGAUAG